UCAGUUCGCGGAUUGUCAAUUGACCAAACUGCCAAACUCAACUCGGUGUCACCUUGAGAGAAAAGAAAAUUCAAUUUCGGCAAAACUCAUUCAUAAUUCCAGCCUCAACGCAUAAAAAGCUUCACUUGUCCCUUCGUAAUUUCCACAACAACAACAAGAAAAAUAACAAGAAGGGAAAGUGAUUACAACAAAUUACAUUUUCUUUUACAUCAACGGUAAUUUUGAGUAUACAUAAAAGUGCGUGUGUCGAGCGUUGAAGCAAAAAGAAUAAAACCGUUGUUCUUAAAAUACGUUUAAAAAAAUUAUUUAAUUUGUUGAAAAAAAGCAAGUGUGUAAUUUAAAAAGAAAGUAAUCGAAAUGGCUACGACUACAACGGUUAAACAACGUUUCAUCGAACGUGGCUCCCAUAAGGGUAAAGGUCUGGCUGUGUUCACCAGUGGAGGUGAUUCGCAGGGUAUGAAUGCCGCUGUUCGUGCCUGUGUUCGCAUGGCGAUUUAUUUGGGAUGCAAGGCCUACUUCAUUCGUGAAGGCUACCAGGGUAUGGUAGAUGGUGGCGAUAACAUUGUCGAAGCCAAUUGGGCCUCUGUAUCGUCCAUUAUUCAUCGUGGUGGCACUGUUAUUGGUUCGGCCAGAUGUAUGGACUUUAAGCAACGUGCAGGCCGCUUGAAGGCUGCCAAUAACCUCAUUCAAAGAGGAAUUUCCAAUUUGGUUGUCAUUGGUGGUGAUGGUUCUUUGACUGGUGCUAAUCUCUUCCGUCAAGAAUGGUCUUCCUUGUUGGAUGAACUUUUGAAAAAUGGACAAAUUACUGAAGAGCAAAAAACCAAAUAUGCUGUUUUGCAUAUUGUUGGUAUGGUUGGCUCCAUCGAUAAUGAUUUCUGUGGUACCGACAUGACAAUUGGUACCGAUUCCGCUUUGCAUCGUAUUAUCGAGGCCAUUGAUGCCAUUGUCAGCACUGCUUACUCUCAUCAACGUACAUUCAUUAUGGAAGUUAUGGGCAGACACUGCGGUUAUUUAGCCCUACAAGCCGGUAUGUCCUCUGGUUCAGAUUAUAUAUUUAUACCCGAAGAUCCUGCUCGCGAGAAUUGGAGAGAAAUGUUAUGCGAAAAAUUACUUCAGGAGCGUAAUGCUGGUCAACGCUUGAAUAUUAUUAUUGUCGCCGAGGGUGCUAUUGAUCGUGAUGGCAAACCUAUCUCUGCCGAAGAUAUUAAAAAGGUUGUUGUGGACAAGUUGCAACAGGAUACCCGUAUUACCGUAUUGGGUCAUGUCCAACGUGGUGGUAAUCCCAGUGCUUUCGAUCGUGUUUUGGGUUGUCGUAUGGGUGCCGAAGCCACAUUGGCUUUAAUGGAAGCCACCUCGGAAUCAGUACCUGUUGUCGUCUCCUUGGAUGGUAAUCAAGCUGUACGUGUGCCCUUGAUGGAGUGUGUCGAACGCACUCAAGCUGUUGCCAAGGCCAUGGCUGACAAGAACUGGGAGUUGGCUGUCAAACUACGUGGUCGUUCGUUUGAGCGUAACUUGGAAACCUACAAGAUGUUGACCCGCUUGAAGCCACCAAAGCGUGAGGGACAAGUGAGUGGUUACCGUUUGGCUGUCAUGCACAUUGGUGCUCCAGCCUGUGGUAUGAAUGCUGCCGUUCGCAGUUUUGUGCGUAAUUGCAUUUAUCGUGGUGAUACCGUCUUCGGUAUCCACGAUGGUAUUGAAGGUUUAAUUGCUGGCAAUAUUAAAGAAAUGGGCUGGUCCGAUGUCACCGGCUGGGUUGGCCAAGGUGGUGCUUUCUUGGGUACUAAACGUACCUUGCCCGAAUGCAAGUUCAAUGAAAUUGCUGCUCGCCUCAAGGAGUUCAAGAUUCAAGGUCUUUUGAUUAUUGGUGGUUUCGAAGCUUAUCAUGCUUGUGGACAAAUUGCCGAUCAACGUGCAAAUUUCCCUGAAUUCUGUAUUCCAAUGGCCGUUAUUCCAUCGACCAUUUCCAACAAUGUACCUGGCACCGAAUUCUCCUUGGGUUGCGACACCGGUCUCAAUGAAAUCACCGAAAUUUGCGAUCGCAUUCGUCAAUCUGCUCAAGGUACUAAGCGUCGUGUGUUCGUCAUUGAAACCAUGGGUGGUUAUUGUGGUUACUUGGCCACAUUGGCUGGUUUGGCUGGCGGUGCUGAUGCUGCCUACAUUUUCGAGGAGAAAUUCUCAAUUAAGGAUUUGCAACAGGAUGUCUACCACAUGGCCUCGAAGAUGGCUGAAGGUGUACAACGUGGUUUAAUUCUGCGCAAUGAAAAGGCUUCUGAGAACUAUAAUACCGAUUUCAUUUAUCGUUUGUAUUCUGAGGAAGGCAAAGGUUUAUUCUCCUGUCGUAUGAAUAUUUUGGGUCACAUGCAACAGGGUGGCUCUCCCACACCUUUUGAUCGUAACAUGGGCACCAAAAUGGCAGCCAAAUGUGUUGAUUGGUUCUCUGAACAAUUCAAGAAUAACAAGCAAGCUGAUGGCACUAUUAAAUGCACCAACAAAGAGUCGGCUGUGCUUUUGGGCAUUGUUAGACGACAAUACAGAUUUACUCCAUUGGCUGAUUUAAUUGCUGAAACUAACUUUGAACAACGUAUUCCUAAGACACAAUGGUGGCUGAAAUUGCGUCCCCUUCUCAGAAUAUUGGCUAAACACGACUCUGCCUACGAGGAAGAAGGUUUGUACAUUACCGUAGAAGAAGAAUGCUCUACCGAUGCCGUGGCCUAAGUUGUCGUCAUGAUGUCGUACGCUCUGCAAACAGCGAAAUCAUUUUCACUCAUAUGAUUUCUUUGCUAUCCCGCAGCCAGUCUAGAGUAAAACAAAAUGAAUGUUCUAAACUACAACUGUUUCAGUUCUGCACAAAAAGCUUGAGAUGAAGAUUGAGCUUGAUGGCCUAAAUUAAAAACAAAAAAUAGUAGAAAAGCUUUUUAUUCUUUAAUCGUAACAAUUUUUUUUUAUAGUUUAGAUUGCACUUUCUUUUUUGAAAAGUUGUAUUUUUUUAAGUAUUUCGAAUUGAAUAUCAUAAUUCUUAUUAUUUAUUUUUCGAAAAUAAGGCAUUAUUUUGGCGUUUCAUUUUUAAAUAGUUUUUACAUAUCAAAAGUUGUUAAUAAACUCAGGACAGGUUAUUUGUUUUUGACCCAGUUUUUAUUCAUAUUACGAAUAUAUGAUAAUGAAAACAAUCUUCUCAUCCCACAUUGAUUUUUUAGCUAUUUAUUUUCUUUUCAUAUAAAUUAAAAAUCAGGAAACACAUUCAUUAGUUCUCUAUGCCGUUAUCCAUGAAAAUAUGAUAUUGUAGUUACUAUUAUUAUUAUUGUUAGAAAAAAAACUAUGUAUUGUUACAACAACAAACAGCAAAAACACCAAUAAAACAUAAAAAAGAGAAACCAACACAAGAAUCUAAUUGGAAACAUAUUUUUUUGAAAUAAAUUUCAAGCUGCUAUUAUUGUAUGUAGAGGAUUUUGAUUGAUGCCAGUCAGCAUUCUUGUAAAUCUCCUUUAAAAAAAAAACCAACAACAACAAAUAGAAGUAUGGGUUUGUUAUAAUUGUUAACCAGUUGCAAACGAACUCUAUUUAUCGAAACAAUAACAAUAAAGUUAACUUUUUAAUAGAAACAUCCAUACAUUUUUUGAAAUAGUAUUUGAAACAAUAACAAUAUAUACUGCAUGUGUACUCAACACCACCACACCGAUCAUCAUCUAUACAAGAUAAAUUAAUUCAGAAAUGUUGUACAAUUUUGAAUGUGAAAACUAUAAAUAAAUUGAAAUAAAAAUUAAAAAAACAUA
This is a messenger RNA of Musca domestica (house fly), 3770 nucleotides long. RefSeq names its product ATP-dependent 6-phosphofructokinase (gene Pfk). The record is from RefSeq and is a predicted model, not a curated record. Gene Ontology annotation, cellular component: cytoplasm; 6-phosphofructokinase complex. Lineage: Eukaryota; Metazoa; Arthropoda; Insecta; Diptera; Muscidae. Gene Ontology annotation, molecular function: monosaccharide binding; AMP binding; identical protein binding. The transcript is spliced from 8 exons. Gene Ontology annotation, biological process: canonical glycolysis; fructose 6-phosphate metabolic process; fructose 1,6-bisphosphate metabolic process. Bases 358 to 2715 code for a protein of 785 amino acids.